Molecule: messenger RNA, 6537 nt
Organism: Haliaeetus leucocephalus (bald eagle)
Lineage: Eukaryota; Metazoa; Chordata; Aves; Accipitriformes; Accipitridae
Gene: CDK5RAP2
Product: CDK5 regulatory subunit associated protein 2
Exons: 40
Coding region: 441-6413 (1990 amino acids)
Biological process (GO): positive regulation of DNA-templated transcription; negative regulation of centriole replication; chromosome segregation
Cellular component (GO): pericentriolar material; microtubule organizing center; perinuclear region of cytoplasm
Molecular function (GO): calmodulin binding; gamma-tubulin binding; protein kinase binding
Source: RefSeq, a predicted model, not a curated record
AUGGCAGCUGUGCCCGGGAACGCCCCGCUCUGCUCUCAGUAAAGAUGACAGCUCACCAUCGUCGCCUGUCCUACUUUGAAAAAGAUGGCGGCUGGCGGACGUCCCUGUUGCUUCCCUCACUCAAGAUGGCGCCCGACGGCUUUCUCUCCCUUUGCCCAGCUGGCAGCCGCCACCAUCCCCCGCCCCGCUCUGCCCUCAGCCAACAUGGCGCCUGCCCGCCCAACUUCAGCCGCCGCCCGCAGCAAACAUGGCGGCUCCCCUUCAGUUUCCAUUCUGCCCGCCUUUAACGCUCCUCCGCGGCGGCUUCGGCGGCUUCACCUCCGUCGACGCAAAGAUGGCGGAAGCGAUUGCGGCCGUUUGAAUUCCAGCGAAGCCGCCAAAGCCGCGCACAAAGGAGCCGGACCCGUGGCCGCCGGCGGGACCCGCGGGCCGGCGCCGCUAUGGACUCGCUGCCGGGGGAAGACCUGACGCUGCCGGUGGCGUUCGAGGGCAGCGUCUGCCAGCUGCCAGACGUCUCCCGCGGGGUCCUCCAGCCCGGCCCGCCCGGCGGCGAAGUGUUACCAGAUGUGGCAGAAGAUACAGUCUCACCAACUAGAGCUCGGACCAUGAAGGACUAUGAAAAUCAAAUCACUGAUCUGAAAAAAGAGAACUUCAACCUGAAGCUUCGCAUAUACUUUCUGGAGGAGCGAAUGCAGCAGAAGUUUGAUGGUCCCACUGAAGAAAUAUACAAAAUUAACAUUGAGCUGAAAGUUGAGAUAGAAAGUCUGAAGCGUGAUCUGCAGGAGAGGGAGAAACUACUCAUCAAAGCCUCUAGAGCAGUUGAAAGCUUGGCCCAGGGUGGUGAUGCUGAAAUACAGCGUGUGAAAGAAGAGGCACAAAAGAAGAUGCAAGAAAUGGAAGAAAACCUGACUAGCAGAAUAAAGUUUCUGGAAGAGAAUCUUAAAGCUGCCCAAGAAGAUGUGGAAAAAGCCAUUGUGAUCACGGAGAAGGAGAAAGCUCUGAGAAUAGCUGCUGAGCAGAAACUUUCUUCAAUUAUGAAUGCCCCUGCAAAGGAUGUGGGUAUGAUUACAGGAGCUGAGAAGGACAGACUUAUAGAGCAACUGAAUCUGUCAUUGAAAAGUAAAGAAGCUAUAAUUCAACACCUUGAAGAGGAAAAGUCUCAAAGUGGAUCUUAUGAUGGGAACUUAUCAGCAGAAAAAAUCAGAGAACUUACCAUUGCUUUGAGGCAUGAAAAAGAUAGUGAGAUAGAGGCUAUUAGAAUGGAGCUUAAAAAUGAAAGAAAUUCCUUUGAAAAAAAAAUUCAGUCACUUCAAGAAGAGCUACAAGAGAGAGAAAAUGAGCUUGCUGUAGAAAAGAAGAAUGGUUUGAAAAGGGAUAAAACCAUUCAAGGGCUAACUGUUGCAUUAAAAGCAAAGGAAAAAGAGAAUGAGGAGCUUGGUUCUGAAAUUGAAGAUCUAAAUGCUUCAUUGGCUAAGGCAAGAGAGGCAACUCACAAAGCACACAUCCAAAAAUUCAAGGGUGCUGAGGAUUAUCAAGCUCUCUUGAUGGAAAAAGAGACCCUCUUAGCAGAGCUGCGUUCGGAAAACCUUACAAAGGAUGCUGAGAAUCGUAAACUACAAAGGAGGAUUAAAAGGACCGAUCAAGAGCUAAAUGAUUUGAAUUUAGAAAGAGAGAAAAUGGAGAAGGAGCUGGAUGAAGCACAACUACAGAAGAGCAGAAGUGACAAAACCAUUAAUGACCUUAGAAAUCAACUAGAAAAAUUACAUGGUGAAAUGACUGAGAAAGAAAAAGCAGUUGAACAUCAUUACAAUAUUCUUUUGAGUGAAAGCAAUCAGAAGUUGCAGAGCCAAGAACUAGUUAUCAAACGGCUAACAGACAAUGUCAAUCAAAAGGAUCUACUGCUUCAGAAACUUGAUGGAACAGUUAAAGAAAAGGAUGCAGAAUUGCAGGAGCUCCUGAAUAAGUACAAGAACCUUCUAAGAGCCAAUGAAGAACUUGAACUGAAAAAUGAGGGCUUAGUGAAGGAAAAAUGUGCUGCACAGUCUCAACAGUCAAUCAUCAAGAUAGUCAGAGAGUUAGAGGAAAAUAAAGAAGCUGAAUAUGAAAAGCUGAUCCUUGCUUUAAGAAAAGAACAAAAUAUUUAUUCUACACUAGUGAAGACCUUCAAAGAAUCGGAUAGUAUAAAUAGCUUGCAGACAGAACUAAACAACAUUUUCACGCUGCGAAAACAACUAGAAGACGACAUUUUAGCUAAUCGGAAUCUACAGAAGGUCUUAGAAGAUCAGAUUAAGGACAUUAAAAACCGACAAGAUGAAACACUGUCUUUCUGUGGAGAUCAGACAUCUUAUAUGAGUAUCUGUUUAGGAGAGCAAGAUCAUUUAAGCCCACAGAUAGACCAUCUGUCUCUUGAAGAACUUAAGAAAAAGGUUACUGACCUUCUCUUGAUGGUUAAGGAUCUGCAGUCAAUUAAUCAAGAACUUAAGAAAAAACAACUUGGACUUUGUACAACAGAUUCUCAAGGGAAGGAAGCACUAAACAUAUUAAAGCAAAGUGAGUGUCUUGAAAUAACAGAGGAGCCUGUGAUGCAGACUGAAGAUGGUGACAAUGACAGGAAGAUGCAGAACAGUCAAUUUUCUGAGGGGGUCAGUCAGGUAUGCCUUCAGGUAUCUUUGGAUUUUCCUUGUGAGGUGGAGAAACAGAUAACUCCAUCAGGCUAUUCAGAGAGUUUCUGCAAAGAUAGACAUUAUAGGAGUCCAAAUAAGCCUCAGUUUGAACGUGAUACAACUGGCAAACACUUUGGCAGAAUAGGAAUGAGUGAACAUGAAACAGAAGAGAACUUGCUCACAUCUCUUUUAAGAGAAAAUAGAACAUCUGUACUGGAAUCUACCAGACAAGAACAAAUGAAGAUUGUAAAUGAACUGUUAGAUCACCGGAACACAACUGAGGAAGAAUGUUCAAGUGAAGAUAUAGAGAAGAAGGAUGAAAAAGAUCUUAGGCAAAUGAUUAUUCAACUAAGAGCUGAACUCAAACAUUUCAAGCAGGUCAAUAAAUUCUUAAAGCAGCAAGUAGAAUUGAAAUCAGCUUUUGAUGGAAAAGAGAAGCUUUAUCCAGAUGCAAUGCCACAGAUUAAUAAGGAUAUUGAGUUGUUGAAAGUGGAAUUGAAAGAUGCAGCUACACAAACAAUGACUUUAGAGAGUAAUGUCAUGAGAUUCAAACAUGAAGGCAAAAAAGGAGCCUCAGAAGAAAAGCCAAAAUACUCAAGAUUAAAUGCAGAAAGAGAACAUCAGCAAGAAAAUGUGUAUAAGAAGGGUGAACAGCAUGAAAGACUUCUUUUUACAAGGAGAACAAAUGAAACUGAUUCUGCUUACCUGCCCAAGAAGUCCCGCCUGCCCGUUCUCUUGAAAUCAUCCAGACCAUUAGAAAAGGUGCCUUUGAACUGUGGUAUGCAGAAGUCAGAUUCAAAACUACAGCAUCGUACCAGGGCACCUUAUGAAGGUCUGAAAGCAUGUGAAGUACAAAACAAACAAUUUCAGCCACAAACAAAUGGAGAGUUAUUAUUGAAUGAGUCUGUAACUGAAAACCUUCAAGAAGAGCCUGCACAGGAAAGCACAUCAGUGAGAGUUGACUCAUUGCUCAAACUGGAUAAUAGUGAGGUCCAGGUGGAGUUGCAAGGUGUUGAUCUGGGUACAGGGGGCAAGAAUGAAUAUGCGAUGGACAAAAAUCAGCAAAACUAUCAAGAAAUGCAAAAUCAUCAUAACAUUAGCAACGUGAAUAUCCGUUGUUCAUUAAAAGAGAUAAAUGAAGAGUUUUAUUCCAUGGAACAUGAGGACGUUGACUCAGCCACUGCAUAUUCAGGUUCCAAGUCCCUGCGUGCUCUCAAAUUGAGUGUAACAAGUACAGAUGCAUUUGAUGACUAUGAAGUCAUAGAUGAUAUAGAAGAAUUGAAACAAAGAAUUAAGAACAUGAAGUCUGAGCUCGAAAAGUACAAAAUGUUCAUGUUUCAUUUACAGACCUCUGACCAGGUUUUAUCGAGUGGUAUUUCCAAUAUAGUUUUGAGUGACACAGCCUUGCCCAUGGAAGGACAUGUUACACAAGUGCAAGAUACAGCUAUGCAAGAAAUCAAAACAUUUUGUGGUGUCCAUCAGCUGAUGGAUUACGAGAUCCACACUGAAAAUAGGAAUUCAGAGUCUUCAAAGGCACCUGAUACACGGACAGCACAAAACCUUAAGGAACCACUAUCAGCAAAUGAGGCAGAACUUGAAAAAGAGCAAAUUGCAAAUACGCAUCUUGAUGAAGUGUAUCAUCUUCAGAACAAACUGAGAGAAACAUCACCAUCCAAAUAUGAUUCAUUAGUUCACUCACAAGCUCGAGAACUCUCCUUUCAAUGCCAACAAAUUAAAGAGAUCCGCAGUGGUUGCGUCGCUUACCAUCAACAUCUGACGAGCCUUAUUAAAGCUUUUGAGGAACUGCUUCAAGCCAGUGAUGUAGACUAUUAUGUUGCUGAAGGCUUCCGUGAGCAAUUGAAUCAAAGUGUACUAUUGUUUGAGAAGCUAGAAAGGAAAUUCCUGUAUGUGAAAGGGAAGCCUUACUUCCUCUUGGUUGCUUUUAAAUGGUUUAUAGGGAGGAGUAUCUUGGAAAGAGAAUCAAUAGGUGCAGAAGUUACUAUACUUUACGAAUUAGCUCCAAGGGAUAAUGACAAGAACACCACAAGGUACCAGCAACUGAAGGAUGAAUCACCUGUACCAUCUGCUCUUCAUAGCUUGUCUGACUUUGAUUUGUCAGAAAAGUCAUCUCUUGGAUCACCUGAGCACAGACAUGACCUAGAAGGACAGCAUGGCACACUGGCACUUCUGCCAAGCAAGUUUCCCCCAGAGUUAUUAAUGGAGCAUCUGCAAGAAAUUAGAAUCCUGAGACAACGUUUAGAAUACUCCAUAAAAACUAAUGAGAGACUGAGGAAGCAGCUUGAGAGACAAAUAACAGACAAGGAACUUGAUCAAGGUUCUGCAAACAUUUUUAUCCAUGGCUCAGAGCAGCAUAAUUCCCUGACUUCUGAAAUACAUUUCCUGAGGAAGCAAAAUCAAGUUCUGAAUGCAAUGCUAGCAAAAGGAUCCAGAGAUAAACAGAAGGAAAAUGAAAAGUUAAGAGAAUCUCUUUCUAAAAAGAAUGCAAUCAUUGAGCAUCUUCAUGAGGAUUAUGAAUGCAUCAAGAAAGAAAAUGAAAGGUUGCAAAAACAAAUUGGCCAAAAGGAAGAUGAAACCAGAUAUCUGACAUGUCAAAUUUACAGCAGUCGUAAUGAAUUAAACAGGUUGCAAACAGAAAUUAAUGUAAAGCAACGUCAGCUCUCCGAGAAUGAGAAGUUACUGCAGUCACUUAGAACGGAGAUCAAGGUUUAUGAAAAGUUGGAAGAAGCAAGAAGGAAGAGGACAGAUCCCAGAUGUGAUGCAUCAGAAGAAUUCCGAAAAGAUCAGAAUAAUCCACUUGACUUACAUGAACUAUUGACUGAAAUACAGAGUUUGCGAGUGCAGCUUGAAAGAACCAUAGAGACAAACAAGUCUUUGCAUGAAAAAUUAGAGGAACAGCUUUCAAAAGAAAAGAGAGAGGAAGUGGGAUCAGUGUCGGCUGUAAAUAUCAACUAUCUUUUCAAACAAGAAUCUCAGCAUUACGCAGGAAUGAAUGAAAAUCUUUGCAAAUGCCCUGCUGCCAGCAGAAACACUUGUGAGCUGCAGAAGCAUGGACAUUGCAUUUCGCUAGCAAAAACAGGUAUGCACUCUGCCUCUAAAGACAGUUUAGACAGUAAUUCACACUGCAGUAGCACUUCAUCUUCCAGUAUGGCAUGUACCCCUCGUCUUGUGCCUGGACAUCGCAUGUGGGCAGACAAAAACGGGCGCCACGUUCUUGGCUUGAUUGAGGAUUAUAAUGCUCUACGGAAACAGAUUUCAGAAGGGCAACAGGUCUUAGCAGAAAUGGAGAUUUCUUUAAGAGAGGUCACUGGUACGAAACUGCAGGAGCCUGGAAUAAAGGUACCAGACCAGGCAUCACUGCAUAGCUUUUCCACAAAUAUUCACACAGUACAGCAGAUUUUAGAAGAGGCUGCACGUUUACUGAAACUUCUCUGGAGAGUUUCCCUUCCACUGAAACCUGUGCAUGGUACUACUCAUGGGACUCAGGAUGAAGGAAUGAAAGCAGAAAUACUUAGAUUACAUAAGAAACUGUCCGAGCAAGAGAAGAAGUUACAUAGCACAGUGAAACGCUUGCACUCCACAAACCAGCUGAAGGAAAAUAUGGAGAAAGUCAUCAUUGACCAGUUGGUUUUAACUCAUGAUGUCUUGAAGAAGGCUAGAGGAAACCUGGAGGUCCCACCGGCUGAGAAUCAAAAAUCACCUUCCUACACCAGCAAAAAAAGGAUUCUCUGAAGGAGAAAGUUCUACUAGUAAAGACUGAUCUUGUGAUUGUUGUUUGCUUCUUUAUGCCUUACUAUUUAUUGAUGUAAAAAUGUUUGUUCAGUUCUUUUAAUGGAAUCAGCCUUUGACCAAAAAA